CUCUUCCUAUAAAAACAAGGCCCAAGUGAGAAAGCUAGAACUCAAACCUGUCUUCACACAUAGAACACAAAAGGAAGGUCAAUUUUCAUUAGCUUCGAAGUGUCCAUCAUGGCCAAGUAUGGGCUCGUCGUGGCAUUAGUCCUUGGUUUGUCCCUUCUCAGCUUAACGAGUGCCGGCGAUCCCGACAUUCUCACUGACUUUGUGGCCCCGAACGGCACUAUCGUCAAUGGCAACUUCUUCACGUUCACCGGCAUGAGGUCUCUCAUAAAAGCCGGUCCCCCAACGGCAUUCACGGUGACCAAAGCGAGCGCGAAGGAGUUCCCUGCUCUCGAAGGGCAGAGCGUCUCAUACGCGGUCCUCGAAUUCCCGGCCGGCGCAGUGAACCCCCCGCACACGCACCCCCGUGGGUCGGAGCUCCUGUUCCUUACUUACGGGACGCUCGAGGUUGGGUUCGUGGACACGACCAACAAGCUCUUCACUCAGACCCUCCAAACCGGUGACAUGUUCAUAUUCCCCAAGGGGCUGGUCCACUUCCAGUUCAAUGCCAACCAGACCGACAACGCCGUGGCGGUCUCCGCGUUCGGGAGCGCGAGUGCAGGAUUGGUGUCGGUCCCCGUGACCGUGUUCGAGACCAACAUCGACAGCGGAAUCCUGGCUAAAUCUUUCAAUACUACUGUCAACACCAUUCAAGCACUGAAGGCUGGCCUCGCACCCCCACCCACCAGCGCAUGAGA
Rhodamnia argentea is the source of this 734-nucleotide messenger RNA. Its product is annotated as germin-like protein 9-3. The record is from RefSeq and is a predicted model, not a curated record. The coding region runs from base 109 to 732 and encodes 207 amino acids. Gene Ontology annotation, molecular function: manganese ion binding. Lineage: Eukaryota; Viridiplantae; Streptophyta; Magnoliopsida; Myrtales; Myrtaceae. The transcript has a single exon. Gene Ontology annotation, cellular component: cell wall.